AUGGCUUUGGUGGCACCUGCCUGCACUGUCCCCUACAAUGGCACGGCGGGGAGCACUGGGGAUGGGGACAACGGGGACAGAGGCCCCUGCACCCCUCAGCACGGCUCCCUGGGCACGGAGGUGCUGCUGCUGUGCCCGGGGGGUGAGGCUGAGUGGCGUCGGGGCGACACCGUCCUGGGCACGUCCCCAGCCCCGGGGCUGGCCCUGCCCAACGCCAGCCUGGCCCACGAGGGCCACUACAGCUGCCACCACCCUGUCACCGGCGAGACCUGGGCCAGCAUCUGCCUGCGGCUGGGCUACCCGCCCCCGCCACCGGCCAUCGAGUGCUGGGCCACCAGCUACCCCCAGGCUGUGAACUGCUCCUGGGGGCUGAGCCCCGAGCCCCUGCUGGACACUGACUUUGUGGCCACCUACAGGCACGGCACAGACACAGGUGAGUGCACCCUCACGGGCCCGCGGAGCUGCUCCUUUGGGGACCUGCAGGUUUUUUCCCUCACUCCCUACGAGCUCAACGUGACCGCCCGGAACCCCCUGGGAGCCGCCUCCGGAGCGCUGCCCUUCCUGCUGGAGAACAUCAUAAAGCCGGACCCCCCCGAGGCCCUGCGGGUCUCCCCCAUCCCUGGGGAGCCCCAGAAGCUGCUGCUGGAGUGGAGCCCUCCAUCCUCCUGGCCAUUCCCGGAGUAUUUCCCGCUCCACUACCGCAUCCGCUACUCCCGGGACAACGACUCCGUCCCCACCACGGUGGGGCCGUACGAGCUGACAUCCCACACCCUGACGGACCUGGAGCCCGGCAGCCUCCACCACAUCCAGGUGGCCGCCAAGGACAUCACGGAUUCCGGGGAAUUCAGCGCCUGGAGCCCGCCGGCCUCGGGGACACCCUGGGGCCGGUCCCUUCGCCCUCUGCCCCACCCCGGCCCUCAGCGCCCACCGGGGCGGGGCCGUCACGGACACGGCGGGCUUGAGGGGUGGGCGGCCAUGUCGGACGUGGGCUGA
Molecule: messenger RNA, 993 nt
Organism: Agelaius phoeniceus (red-winged blackbird)
Lineage: Eukaryota; Metazoa; Chordata; Aves; Passeriformes; Icteridae
Source: RefSeq, a predicted model, not a curated record